GAAGCUCAUUUUCGAACGACCCGUGUUUCAGAGUACAAGCGAAUCAUUUGGGACCUCGUGCGAAGCCGGGAUCUGGGAUUCAUUUUCUGACAUUUACCCUUAGGAGGUGAUCUGCGCGAUAAAAGUUCUUCAUGGGACCCCGGGAUGCCCUCGUCGCUGGGUUGGUUCUCGUGGCGCAUUUCGGUCUCUCCGUGUGCUCUGAAAUGUCUUGUGCUGAGCAGCUCAGCUGCCUAGUACCGAUCUGCCACUUGGAUUCGAUAUGUGUAUCUACCAAGGAUAUCGAUGAAACCAUAAUGUUCACCGUGACACCCGAGAAUUUGAAUGAAACCAUCGUCGAUCAGGUACAGCGAGUUCUCAUGGCGAGCGCUCUUGAGUCGCUGGAGCCCGGUCCGGGUCCCGAACCCACGGGUACGACAUCAAAUCAGCCGGAAACGACGAGAGUAGUAGCCACCGGAGAAUCGAACGGUUCAACGGUAUGGGUCUCAGAUGCCACGAGUGAUCCGAGCUCUGAACUCACGACCCGAGUGGCUCCGAUCAUGUCCACCGUCAGCAUUGCGUCGGACCGGAAAUCGACAUCUUCGGCGGAACGCUUCACAGAGACCGGAACAGAAACAGGAGCAGACGCGAAAAUUUGGGGACCUCUGAAGUCUACGACGCGACCAGAAUCUGAGUUGGGAACGGCACCACAGGCAGAGUCUUCUUCGGGAUCGAGCCCAGAUGUCGAGACCGAAGAAGCCCAGCAGCCGAUAACGAUGACCGGGGCAACAAUCCGUUCUAUGGAAGCUCAACGAAGUACGGAAUCGCGGCUCGAAACUUCCGCCGGGGCCGGAGCAUGGACCGGACAAGGAUCAGAACCAGAUGGAACAUCGAUCGAUCCCACCGUCGAUUGGGAAGAGUCGAUGAAAAAUCGAGAUAAAAUCAAAAUUUUCUUCCUCCGAAAAAGCGAGAAAAUAUCGGCGACGCUCAGAACAGCGUGGAAUCCCAUCAGCAUGGUGAUCUAUCUUGGAACAGACAAGGUUCUCAGGAAAGCCGAGAUCCCGCUUGAAGGCAUUCAACUCAGGUCGCAGCAGGCUAUCGAUCGAGAUGGGCUCCUGAAGGAUUUGGGCAUCCAGAUCGGCGUCCAUCAGCCCAAGACGAGCUCGAAGUCGGGCGCUGUCAUCACGCUGCUCAUCGUAGCACUAAUGGUCACGGUCAUGAUCGGUCUCGCCAUCCGAUUGAGUCCCGUGGCGAGGAAAUAUUUGAUUAAGGAUGAGAAUGCGACUGAGGCUCACGAAAUGGGGAGCGUUCAGAGCGCCUGA
This is a messenger RNA of Galendromus occidentalis (western predatory mite), 1298 nucleotides long. RefSeq lists its product as uncharacterized. Lineage: Eukaryota; Metazoa; Arthropoda; Arachnida; Mesostigmata; Phytoseiidae. The record is from RefSeq and is a predicted model, not a curated record. Bases 132 to 1298 code for a protein of 388 amino acids. The transcript is spliced from 6 exons.